AAACGGAACUGGUCAGCGGGGGAGAAAAAAAGAACCCAUAACUGCUGCUAAACAUGGUUUCCGUCUUUAGUUUGUGUCCCAAACAGGAUGCAUGAGCAUGAAUGUUAGUCUCAGACCCACACCAUUUGUUUUUGUCUACGAAUGGACAACCACAUAUUGCUCACAUUUCACCCCCAAAACGCCAGGGACCUUCUGGAUAUCGACAAAUUUUUUGAUCUCUAUUGCAAUUAUGUUGUGGAUUUUACUGCUGCAGCUCAUCAACAGCUUUGAGGGUUUAUAUGGGGCUGGACGUGAAACGCUGUGCACCUCCAAUGCCUGCUUCACUCUGCAUAUGAGCAGGGUAACUUUUGAGAAGGCCCGUCAGAACUGUGUGACCAACGGAGGUUAUCUAAUGACUGUGAGAGACAGAGAGGAAGAGAAUGUGCUGCACUCGCUUCUCUCACAGAUCCAAGGACAGCGCAAGGACAGAGAGCUUAGAUCUUGGAUUGGAUUAAAACUGCACAGAGGGAAUUGUGUGUUGGCUGGCAAGACUCUCAGGGGAUUUAAGUGGGUAUCCGGAGAGGAAGAUUCCCACUACUCCAACUGGAAAAAAGAACCUGUCACCACAUGCACAGAGGAUAGAUGUGUUAAGGUUCAUUACAAUGUAUCAAGUCAGAACCAACUGAAAUGGACUGCUGAACCUUGCAGAAGAACUGAUUUUUAUACAUGUAAGUUUUAUUUCAAGGGAAUGUGCAAACCUUUGGCUCUGUUGGGGCCAGGACAGAUCACCUACACAGCACCUUUCUCAGAAGAGCCGGAAAGAAAUGAACUGCAAUCAUUUCCAGUUGGAACAUACGCUGAUAUUUCAUGUAGCGACCAACAGUCUCAAUACUCUGUGUGCAAUUUAAAUGGCAACAUCUAUCGAUGGUCUGAACCUGGUCCGUUUUGCAGAACAGGAAAGCAAAGUUGUGCAACUGGCAAUGGCGGAUGCGAGCAUUUGUGCCACCAGGAUGCAGAUGAGGUUCAAUGCUCUUGCAAAGAAGGUUACAGCCUGGAUGAGGAUGGACUCACUUGCAGGAUAAAAGACUUGUGUGGCGUUGAUACGUGUGAGCAUCAAUGUGUUAUGACAGAGUCUGGCUAUUACUGUAAAUGCCCAGAUGGCUUUGAACUAGACGCAAACCAGCGCAACUGCUCGGACAUUGAUGAGUGCCAGUCACAAGCUUGUGAGCAUGAUUUGUGUGUAAAUACACACGGCAGUUACACGUGUGCGUGUAAAAGCGGCUACCAAAUUGUUGAUGGUAAAUGCAGUGAUAUAGAUGAGUGCACACAAACAAGAUGCGAGCACCGCUGCUCCAACAGUAUCGGAUCCUUCUCUUGUUACUGCAAUGAAGGCUUCAUUCUAUCUGAGGAUGGCCACUCGUGUGUAGACAAUGAUGAAUGUGUCAGAAAGCCAUGUCAGUUCCAAUGCAUCAAUAUUGUAGGCAGCUUCUUAUGCACCUGUCCAAAAGGCUUUCACAUGGAGACAGAUGGAUGGACCUGCGCUCCAGAUGUGACAGAAACAUCAUUUCUUUCACUGGAUGGCCAACCUGAGGAGGAAACACAAGAAAAUGUCACAGUUCUUUCAUCAGAUGACCAACCGGAGGAGGAAACACAAGAAAACUUCACAGAGUCUUUAACCAGGACCACAGUGGAGCUCCAACACCAGUCCCCUCACACUGACACACCGCUUCCAGACCUGGUGAACGUCACACAAAGGGAUCAACAGAGUAACGCAUCCUUGGUAACAGGUUUUGCUGACACAGUUAAUUUCCGGGUGAUUGUCUGCGUCCUGGGUUCUGUCAUUCCUCUGCUGCUUUUGGUUGCAGUGACUCUUGCGAUUGCUCUAUUUCGAUGCAGUCGCUCCAAAAAAGAGGCCAAGAAAAAUGCAACUACUGAUGGCUACUGUUGGGUGUCGUCUGGUUUGGAUCCUCGUUUAGAGAAACUUUACGAGUCCAUCUUGACUGAUGACCUAUGACCUGAUAG
Molecule: messenger RNA, 2001 nt
Organism: Centropristis striata (black sea bass)
Lineage: Eukaryota; Metazoa; Chordata; Actinopteri; Perciformes; Serranidae
Product: complement component C1q receptor
Biological process (GO): positive regulation of axonogenesis
Cellular component (GO): cytoplasm
Molecular function (GO): calcium ion binding
Source: RefSeq, a predicted model, not a curated record